Molecule: messenger RNA, 2103 nt
Organism: Penicillium bovifimosum
Lineage: Eukaryota; Fungi; Ascomycota; Eurotiomycetes; Eurotiales; Aspergillaceae
Product: biotin--[acetyl-CoA-carboxylase] ligase BPL1
Exons: 4
Coding region: 1-2103 (700 amino acids)
Biological process (GO): protein modification process
Cellular component (GO): cytoplasm
Molecular function (GO): biotin--[biotin carboxyl-carrier protein] ligase activity
Source: RefSeq, a predicted model, not a curated record
AUGGCGACGCCAACGAGCAACGCCAAUUUCGCCGGCAAAAAGCUGAAUAUCCUCGUUUAUUCCGGUUCGCUUACUUAUUCCGCGACCCAACUGAGCCGUUUUCUGACCACCGACUUCUCGACAGGAAAUGGAACCACCGUUGACUCAGUCCGGCACUGCCUCUACACCCUCCGCCGCCUGCUCGCCCACCGCUAUGCCGUCAUCCCCGUGACGGGAGAUAUGCUGCUCAAAGAGCCAUGGAUGACUACGUGUGCCAUGUUGGUUAUGCCCGGCGGCGCAGACAUGGGAUACUGUCGCACACUCAACGGUGCGGGGAAUCGGCGCAUUGCGCAGUAUGUCCACAAUGGCGGGAAAUACCUGGGUCUUUGUGCUGGCGGCUACUACGGAUGCAAGAGAUGCGAGUUUGAAGUGGGUGAUAAAACAAUGGAGGUUGUCGGCGACCGCGAAUUGGGAUUCUACCCGGGCAUCUGUCGGGGCGGGGCAUUUCCGGGCUUCGUUUACCAUAGCGAGGCGGGGGCACGCGCUGCGGGGCUUGAGGUGGCUAAGGAGGCUUUGAGUAUUGGCACUGUGCCGACGAGCUUCCGUUCGUACUACAAUGGUGGCGGUGUUUUCGUUGAUGCGCCAUUGCUUGCGGACAAGGGCGUGGAGGUCCUUGCGAGUUAUACCGACGCAUUGAAUGUCGAUGCGGGGGAGGGCGCGGCUGCUGUUGUUUAUUGUGAAGUCGGCAGUGGAGCAGCAAUCUUGACGGGGCCUCAUCCUGAGUUUGCUGCUGCUAAUCUCGACGCGAAGGCUGGUGGACCUGAAUAUGCAGACAUGGUGGCGGCACUCGCCGCUGAUGACAAGGAACGUACAGACUUCUUGAAGGCUUGUUUGUCUAAGAUUGGUCUUGAGGUCGCCCAAGAUACGACGACAGUGCCUUCACUGUCGUCCUUACACAUGUCUGGAAUUGAUGCCGAUGGCCCCAUGGAUAUUCUGUCGGGCCUUGGGGCUUCGUUCACGCAGGACGGUCAGACGGAAUGUCUCAAGGACGAUCACGAUACAUUCCGCAUUGAGCGCCCUGGAACAUGGAAUCUUGGUGAUAUAGAAGAAUCGCUUCACGAAGUACCCUCGGAGCCCGAGGGUAUCAUUGAUUACCAGUCGAUCACGAAACGCCUUGUGUUUCAUGAUGACAUACCGUCUGCGAAGCUAACUCCAUAUUUUAACCAUAAUUCGUUCUAUUCCCACCUCCGCCAAUACCAAACCGAGUCUAAGGGAGAUGCCUCGACAUUUGGGUCUAAUAUCUUAUAUGGCGAGGUAGUGACCAGCACGAACACGAUGCUUGAAAAGAACAUCAAAUUGCUUCGUCAGUUACCUCAAGGAUUCACGGCUACCGCUACAGUGCAGAUCGCUGGACGCGGACGUGGAUCCAAUGUCUGGGUUUCCCCAAUGGGCUCUCUCAUGUUCUCGACGGUGCUGCGACACCCUAUGGACAAAAUGCAAUCUGCACCAAUCGUCUUCCUUCAAUACAUAGCAGCCAUGGCUGUAGUUAGAGGAAUCAAGAACUACGCCAAAGGCUACGAGCAAAUACCGGUCAAAAUGAAGUGGCCGAACGACAUUUAUGCACUGGACCCAGAUGAUCCCGAACAAAAACGAUACACAAAGAUCUGCGGCAUCCUAAUCAACUCCCAUUUCAUGUCAAACGAGUACAUCUCCGUCGUCGGUAUCGGGCUUAAUGCCACCAACGCUUCCCCGACAACCGCAUUAACCACCCUCGCCGCACGCUACGCCCCAGGCGCUGCCACCGCUUCACCUAUCACGCUCGAGAGACUCCUCGCCCGUAUUUUGACUACGUUCGAGAGCUUGUAUACCCGCUUCUUGCGCACAGGCUUCGACCGCGGCUUCGAAGAAAUGUAUUAUGCGGACUGGUUGCAUAUGCACCAGGUUGUUACGCUUGAAGAGGAGGGCGGCGCCCGCGCUCGCAUUCAGGGUAUCACCCGUGAUUUUGGUCUCCUGCUAGCUGAGGAGCUGGGGUGGAAUGAUCGUCCGACGGGACGUGUAUGGCAGCUGCAGAGUGAUAGCAAUAGCUUCGAUUUCUUCCGUGGGCUGGUUAAGCGGAAGGUAUAG